Molecule: messenger RNA, 627 nt
Organism: Nymphaea colorata (pocket water lily)
Lineage: Eukaryota; Viridiplantae; Streptophyta; Magnoliopsida; Nymphaeales; Nymphaeaceae
Exons: 1
Coding region: 1-627 (208 amino acids)
Biological process (GO): ubiquitin-dependent protein catabolic process
Molecular function (GO): ubiquitin protein ligase activity
Source: RefSeq, a predicted model, not a curated record
AUGGAUAUUGACAUCGAGGUGAGGGGCUCCAUUGUUGGAACACAGCCUCCCCAAGGGAGGGGGAACCAAAUAAAGAUAGGGUUCUUCCUCAAAGAUACACUCAUGGUCCUUGGCGCAGAUGGUAGGGUGAAAAAGAGCCAAUGCUGCUAUGAGCAGAAGACCAUCACCAUUUAUUCCUCACAAGUUAAUGACUUGGAUAGUAUCAAGCAACUGGCCUAUCGGACACUCCAUGACGACAUGGAUAUGGAUCCACAGGCAGCAGAGGAUGCGAAAUCUGAGGUUGCCACUACCAUUAGGGACAAGGUCCUAUCAAUCAGGAACAACAUCCAAUCUCUUCGGACAAUCUUACUGGAGAUCCAUGUAGAAUGUACGAUAGAGAUAAGGAAUGAAGAGGCUGAUGAACCCAGUGGCGAACAUGGCUACAAUCGGCUCGUCGAGCGCCUUGACGAUGAUAACUGUGCCAUAUGCCACAGCGAGUUCAGCUUGCCCGGUGACAUCGCCGUAACCACAUGUCACCAUACUUUUCAUCGCUUAUGUCUUUUCCAGUGGUUGUACCGUGGAACAUACACCUGCCCAAUCUGCCGAGCCGACCUGGCUCCCAUCGUUGGUGGCCCAAUUACAUUUUGA